UCUAUUUCUCAUUUAAACCAUUGUUCAAUAAGAAAAUUUGUUAAGCAUAUAAGCACGCGUGCAUUAUACAAAAGUCCCUUGCUUUGAUAUUACUUUUCUGUAAAACUGAUGACCUUAGGUAAUUCGAAUAUUUAAGGGGAUCUUCUUUAAUAAUUGUGGAAAUUCCAAAGAUUGUCCGGCUCACACGCUUUGGAUUCACAGUUCUAAGAACUAGCACAAAAAAAAACAUGUAUAUCAAUUAAUUUUUUAAUCGUUCCUUAAGCUUUGUUAAUGCUAAUGACAUUGCGUUCGAGACAGCACAACACACGAAACACGUCAGAUGUGAGUUGUCCCACGUUGCAGUCAGGCACAUUAGCAUUUAUGACAAGUGUGAAGGUAUUUUUAGAGUUAGCACAUUUCGAAAAACGAGUCUAUUACAUUUUUCAAGAGGUGUGUGCCACCAACCUUUGGACCCCCGACUCUAGCCUAUCAAUGUCCAAAGCUAAUCAAAAAUGAAUUACAAUAUAACAAAAUAAUAAAAUAUGCGUCACAUUUAUAUCAAUCGAAUAUAGGCUAUAUGAUAAUUAUAUGUUUUUUACUUAAAAUAUAGUAUAUUACACACUUGAAGUGUGUAAAUAAUAUAUUUGUUAUUUUUAAUUUCACUGUUCACUUGCAAUCGUCCACGCUAUAAAACAGAUCUCUACAGUAGCCCUCGACUACCUAAAUAUCAAUUAUAUUAAUAUCUAAAAUGUUUUCGGGUUUGUCCGCUGAUUGCGCCCGUAUGGGGUUUGUUUUUCAAUGGGAUCCAGCGAGGUAAGAGGUAAGAAAGAGAGAGCGGGCGGCAAAAACCAAAGCAAGACAUUCAAUUACACAGAUUGCGGGUGACAUAGUGGCGGGGCCUAGAUAAGAUUCGUGAAUACAGGGUGCCCUUUAGGCCAUUUAAUAGGGCGCCGAGUGAUUUCGACACUCAAAUCGCUGGUGCAUCCUGUAUAGUUUAUCAAUUUUAAAGAGGUUGCCAAUGCUCGACUAGAACUGUUUGUCCAAAUCAUAUAUAAUCAGUUAAACGCCAGAUUUUGAGCACGCCAGUUAGCAGGAGAAUCAAGUUGUUGAGCAGUCACAAUUUCGAUUACACAAUUUCAAGUAGCCACGAAAUUUGCGCAUUCCACAAAUCACACAGUGCGAGAGUGAGAGAGGGAGAAAUGUUGAUGCUGCAACGUAUCCAUCAGUUACUUUUAUACGCCUUCUGUCUGCUGGCCCUCGUUGUGUUCUGUGCUCCGGCACCGAGUGAAUCACGACGCGUGAUCUUCAUGGCACCCCCGGGCAUUCAUCGUGGACAAAUACUGGCCACACAUGGCCUGGAGAAGCCCUGCCAGAAAUGCCAUAUGCGAGAUCAUCGUGGCAAUUGUCGGCGCAUCAUUUCAUAUAGUUCCGAUGGCGCAAAGUGUUGACAUGAAGGUCGGAGACUAUCAACCCGAAUCUCUAUCAGAAACCUACCACAACAAAAGCGCAUCAUUAAUCGACUAUUUAUUCGCUUUCGAUAAAUUAUUUAUUACAUUUUAGUUUCACACCAAUUUUUAUGUGUCUCGUAAUUAAAUUAUGACAUUCAUUGCAAGCAUUUUAAAUUGCUUUGCUUUCUAAAUUUGCUUCGUUUUUUUUUUAACGGUCUCCAGAAAUUACCACAAAAGUGUAUUUAUUAUCUUGCCAAGUUAAGAUUGUGAAAGUGAUUGUGCCUGACAAUUAGAAGUGCUCAUAUAUCCGGCUCAAUACCAAAUUGAGUUAACAGACAUACUGAUUUAUCUCUGUUAAAUAUUUCGUUAUAACUUGUGCGAUUCGAUUGCCGUGACACUCGGCAGAAAUAGGUAUUAAACGCAUUAAACGUGUGAAAGUGCCAGAAAUUCAAAUAUAAAAGAAUAUAAAUUACUUAAUAACUUAAUGCUAUUAAAAAUAUAAACAAGACACAAGAUUCGGACAUUCAAGAGACACUACUUAUUUAAUAGUUUAUGGUCAAUUUUUUUUAUUAAUUUAUUAUUUGUGUUAUGAAUAAUUUAAAUGAACUUUUAGCUCAGUCAUGGACUAGAGCAAAAUUCAGAAUCAUGUGCUAUUUUAAUGAAUCAUUUGUUAUAUACUUGA
Molecule: messenger RNA, 2109 nt
Organism: Drosophila nasuta
Lineage: Eukaryota; Metazoa; Arthropoda; Insecta; Diptera; Drosophilidae
Exons: 2
Coding region: 1179-1427 (82 amino acids)
Source: RefSeq, a predicted model, not a curated record